UUCCGUCUCCGCACUCGUCCUCUCGAUACCAACUCCUACUUCACCUUUUUCGCCGCUCCCCCUCUCUCUCUCUCCCUCUCUCUUUCUUCAUCGUCUUCUUCUUCGUCUCUCCCAUGGCAUCAAGCGGAGCGGCGAUGGCGGAGGAUUCGAACAUAGAGGACGACCAGCUCGCCUCCAUGUCCACGGACGACAUCCUCAGGGCCUCUCGCCUCCUUGACAACGAGAUCCGCGUCCUCAAGGAUGAGUUGCAGAGGAACACUCUGGAGCUCGAGUCGUUCAAGGAGAAAAUCAAAGAGAAUCAGGAGAAGAUUAAGCUAAACAAGCAGCUUCCUUACCUUGUUGGCAACAUCGUUGAGAUUUUAGAAAUGAACCCAGAAGAUGAGGCAGAAGAAGAUGGUGCAAAUGUUGAUCUUGAUUCUCAGCGGAAAGGGAAGUGUGUUGUCUUAAAAACUUCUACACGUCAGACUAUAUUUCUUCCGGUCGUUGGAUUAGUUGAUCCUGACAAGCUUAAACCUGGAGACUUGGUUGGUGUCAACAAAGACAGCUAUCUGAUACUGGACACGCUUCCGUCAGAAUAUGACUCAAGAGUGAAGGCUAUGGAAGUUGAUGAAAAACCAACAGAAGAUUACAAUGAUAUUGGUGGGCUUGAAAAGCAGAUUCAAGAACUUGUUGAGGCAAUUGUGUUGCCAAUGACACACAAGGACCGGUUUCAGAGAUUAGGAAUUCGUCCACCUAAAGGUGUGCUUUUGUAUGGACCUCCUGGAACUGGAAAAACUUUGAUGGCCCGUGCAUGUGCAGCGCAGACAAAUGCAACUUUUCUGAAGCUAGCUGGUCCUCAACUUGUUCAGAUGUUUAUUGGAGAUGGUGCAAAACUUGUUCGUGAUGCCUUUCAGCUUGCCAAGGAAAAAGCACCCUGCAUUAUUUUCAUUGAUGAGAUUGAUGCAAUAGGAACAAAGAGAUUUGACAGUGAAGUAAGUGGGGACAGGGAAGUGCAGCGAACUAUGUUAGAAUUACUUAAUCAGCUUGAUGGCUUUAGCAGUGAUGACCGGAUAAAGGUUAUCGCAGCAACUAACCGAGCUGACAUUCUUGAUCCUGCCCUAAUGAGAUCGGGUCGUUUGGAUCGCAAAAUCGAGUUCCCUCAUCCAUCAGAAGAAGCCAGAGCUCGGAUCUUGCAGAUCCACUCGAGGAAGAUGAAUGUCCAUCCUGAUGUCAACUUUGAAGAGCUCGCUCGUUCAACUGAUGAUUUCAAUGGGGCACAACUGAAAGCAGUUUGUGUAGAAGCUGGAAUGCUUGCACUGCGUCGGGAUGCGACUGAGGUGACGCACGAAGAUUUCAAUGAAGGAAUCAUCCAAGUUCAAGCCAAGAAGAAGUCCAGCCUGAAUUAUUACGCGUGAUGUGGUUUGUGAUGUGGUUUUAUAUGUAUCAGGACACAUAGAAUGAUAGAAACCUAGCUGAUAAUGAAGUUGGAACUGAAUUUUCUGUUUGAUCAGUGUCCACAGACAGGCUCCACGAAUGACAGAUUUAUAUCGGUUCAUUGUAAUGUAAAGUGUUAUCAGGGGCCUUCAUUUGGAUUAUGCUUUCUAAUUUUCACAUGUUGGCUUUUCUGGAUUGUAGUUCAGAACUGAAGUGUCCGUUGAUGUCCAA
Molecule: messenger RNA, 1644 nt
Organism: Ananas comosus (pineapple)
Lineage: Eukaryota; Viridiplantae; Streptophyta; Magnoliopsida; Poales; Bromeliaceae
Product: 26S protease regulatory subunit 6A homolog
Exons: 10
Coding region: 114-1394 (426 amino acids)
Biological process (GO): proteasome-mediated ubiquitin-dependent protein catabolic process
Cellular component (GO): proteasome regulatory particle, base subcomplex
Molecular function (GO): ATP hydrolysis activity; ATP binding; proteasome-activating activity
Source: RefSeq, a predicted model, not a curated record